UCCAAUCAGUUAAGUCAUACCGGACAUCCUGAGGAUUGGUUUAGAAUCAAUUUAUACAGUUUCGUUUGGGAUGGUUUAUACUUGAAGGAAGAUAAAUUUGUCAGCAAAAGAUCCGAAUAUCACUCCACAAUCACCAAGGACUUGAAUGAGCACAUGAAAAAUAAGGUUCCAAACCAAAUUGUUGACUUUGCCCUACACUCAGAGAACUGCAACCUACAUCUCUUGACUGUUGAAGAAAGGAGAAGCAUUAAAUGUGUCAGCAGUGACAUUGGGAAAGGUAAACUGAUGCAAGCCUAA
Messenger RNA from Mucor mucedo, 297 nucleotides. RefSeq lists its product as uncharacterized. The annotation marks the transcript as partial. The transcript has a single exon. NCBI's taxonomy places the organism in Eukaryota, Fungi, Mucoromycota, Mucoromycetes, Mucorales, Mucoraceae. The record is from RefSeq and is a predicted model, not a curated record.